AUGACUAGCAUUCAACUUUUCUAAGAAGGAACUAACAAAACAGUAUAUAUUUUUUGUUGUUUUCUUUCAUGCGAAGCCAUUCUUUUUAUCACUAUUUAUAUUUCACUUUCAUCUCUGCAACUUUCAUGCUGUCUCCAUUAAAGCUUUCACGCCCUUCCUCUAUUUUUUUCCACCAUAAAUCUCUACUCUUCACGGAAGGCGCUUCCCAGAAACCUUUUAUUUCUUCUGCACCAUUACAUUCAUGAUUCAACUGUAGAAGAACAAAGUUAUGAGUUUUCUAUUCAGAAAAAAUGUUAACUUCUUCAUAUAUAUUUCCCAUUUGAUUCUCUUCUUCAGCUGCACUAUUGUUGCGGGUGGCAUGUUGGCGCCAGUUGAUUUCUUGGCCCUGCAAACAAUCCGGAGAAGCUUGGAGGAUUUACCCGGGUCGAAUUAUUUUGCUUCCUGGGAUUUCUCUUCGGAUCCAUGCAAAUUUGCCGGAGUGUAUUGUCGAGGAAAUAGAGUUGUAGCUUUAAAUCUGGGCGAUCCACGGGCAGGGUCACCAGGUUUGACGGGUCGGAUUAACCCUGCUAUUGGUAAACUCUCUGCUCUUGCCGAAUUCACUGUGGUACCGGGCCGGGUUUUCGGGUUUCUACCACAGACAUUAUCUCAGUUGAAGAACCUAAAAUUUCUUGCAGUCAGCCGGAACUUCAUCUCUGGCCAAAUUCCGGUGACUCUGGGCCAGCUCCGGGGACUUCGGACUCUUGAUCUUAGUUUCAACCUGCUUACCGGAAGAAUCCCUUGGUCCAUCGGAACACUACCAGAGCUGUCCAACGCCAUUCUCUCUCACAACCGGCUCACUGGUCCAGUUCCACCAUUCGGUUCCCGUAUCCUAACCCGGCUCGAUCUCAAGCACAAUUCCCUCUCGGGUUCCCUUUCACCACUAUCCCUCCCUCCCUCUCUUCAAUACCUCUCAAUCUCUUGGAACCGGCUCACCGGCCCAUUGGACCGGAUUUUAUCCCGUCUAGGCCGGUUAAGCUACCUCGACCUCAGCAUGAACAUGUUCACCGGACGGAUUCCUGGCAUUAUCUUCAGUUUCCCAAUCUCUAACCUUCAAUUACAGAGAAACCUAUUCUCCGGCCCGGUUCAACCGGUUCAUUUUGUAACGAUCCCGACCGUGGAUUUGAGCUUCAACCAGUUGUCGGGUGAAAUAUCUCCAUUGUUUUCCACGGUUGAGAAUCUAUAUCUGAAUAACAACCGGUUCACGGGUCAAGUCCCGGGUAGCUUUGUGGACCGGAUAUUAUCAGGCGGUUUAAGAAUAGUGUAUUUACAGCAUAAUUAUCUGACCGGAAUUCGGAUUAAUCCAUCUGCUGAGAUUCCACGAAGCAGUUCACUGUGUCUACAGUAUAAUUGUAUGGUCCUGCCCAUAGAGACACCUUGCCCUUUAAAGGCUGGAAAACAGAAGUCAAGGCCUGCUCAACAAUGCAGAUGGAGAGGGUAAAAUGGGAAUCAAAAUUUCCAUCGAGGGCAAAAUGGGAAUGUUAAAAUUUAUACGUUUGUUUUUUUCUUUUUUUGGCCCUUUUACCGUUAUUUGUUGGAUAAUAUUCUUGAAAUCACUACUCGAACAAAAUAUUCAAAUAGAACUUGUGCACGACAAUUUUCUCUAGGUA
This is a messenger RNA of Olea europaea var. sylvestris, 1646 nucleotides long. Its product is annotated as probably inactive leucine-rich repeat receptor-like protein kinase IMK2. The transcript has a single exon. Lineage: Eukaryota; Viridiplantae; Streptophyta; Magnoliopsida; Lamiales; Oleaceae. The coding region runs from base 269 to 1477 and encodes 402 amino acids. The record is from RefSeq and is a predicted model, not a curated record. Gene Ontology annotation, molecular function: protein binding.